Molecule: messenger RNA, 3969 nt
Organism: Scomber japonicus (chub mackerel)
Lineage: Eukaryota; Metazoa; Chordata; Actinopteri; Scombriformes; Scombridae
Gene: lrig3
Product: leucine-rich repeats and immunoglobulin-like domains 3
Exons: 19
Coding region: 202-3549 (1115 amino acids)
Molecular function (GO): protein binding
Source: RefSeq, a predicted model, not a curated record
GAUCAGGUCUCAGAGGAGCGCUUUUCCUUCUUAUUUUACAACUAUGGUCUCCAGAACAACGCUGGAUUGGAUAUAAGGAUCUCCCGUGUUGAUCACCAACACCAGAUUUUUUUGGUGAUUUUUUUCCUCACUGUUUGGAUUGUUUGCGCUUCAUCAGAAGAUCAAACUAAAGGGGUGUUCUCUUGUGUGGCCAGACAAAAAAUGUGUUCCUCUACGCAGCUUCUCAGUUUUGCGAGGUUUGCCGUGGUUUCUCUUCUCUUUUUAACACUACAACGUGGAUCUGGUGCUACCACAAGGACGUGUCCCCCUCCCUGCGCCUGUUUUGGGGAGCUUUUGGACUGUAGUCGGGUGAAAAGGGGCCAAAUUCCAAACACGAUCCCAGAAUGGACAGUUCAACUGGACCUGAGCCAUAACAAAUUGCAGGUGCUUGACAGCACUUUGUUUGCCAAACUACAACAUUUAAGUGAAAUAAAGCUGAACCACAAUGAACUGGAGACAAUACCUGAUUUGGGACCAUAUGCUUCAAACAUCACAAUGCUAAUUCUAGCAAACAACAGGAUCACCAGGAUCUCUGUGGAGCAGCUCCGGCCCUUCCUCGCGCUGGAAACGCUCGACCUCAGCAACAACAACAUCGUGGAUAUAAAGGCCAGCUCCUUCCCCGCUCUGCCUCUCAAGAACCUGUUCCUCAACAACAACCGUAUCUCAUCGCUGGAGACGGGAUGCUUCACCAACCUGUCCAGCAGCUUGCAGGUUCUCCGGCUCAACCGCAACCGCCUCUCCACCAUCCCGGCCAAGAUCUUCCAGCUACCUAACCUCCAGCACUUGGAGCUGAGCAGGAACCGUGUCCGCAGGGUGGAGGGCCUGACGUUCCACGGUCUGCACGCUCUCCGCUCACUGAAAAUGCAGAGAAACAGCCUGACUCGCCUGAUGGACGGAGCCUUCUGGGGCCUCAGCAACAUGGAAGUCCUGCAGCUGGACUACAACAACCUGACGGAGGUGAGUAAGGGCUGGCUGUACGGCCUGCUGACUCUGCAGCAGCUCCACCUCGGCCACAACACCAUCAGCAGGAUCCGACCUGACGCCUGGGAGUUCUGCCAGAAACUCAGCGAGCUCAACCUCUCCUCCAACCAUCUCUCCAGACUAGAGGAAUCCAGCUUCGUGGGCCUCAGCCUGCUGGACGAGCUCCACAUCGGGAACAAUCGCGUUAGCUUCAUCGCGGACGGAGCGUUUCGUGGCCUCUCCAACCUGCAGACACUGGAUCUCCAAAAUAAUGAAAUCUCCUGGACCAUAGAGGACAUGAAUGGGCCCUUCUCUGCUUUGGACAAGCUGAAAAACCUAUAUCUGCACGGGAACCAGAUCCGCUCAGUGACCAAGAAGUCUUUCUCCGGCCUGGAUGCGUUGCAGCACCUAGAUUUGAGUAACAACGCCAUCAUGUCCAUCCAAGCGAACGCCUUCUCUCAGAUGAAGAACCUGCAGGAGCUGCGUCUGAACACCUCCAGCCUGCUGUGCGACUGCCAGCUGAAGUGGCUUCCAGUCUGGGUGGCAGAACAAACCUUCCUGCCCUGCGUCAAUGCCAGCUGCGCCCACCCGCAGAUGCUGAAGGGCAGAAGCGUGUUCGCCGUCAGCCAGGAGGAGUUUGUGUGUGACGAUUUCCCAAAGCCUCAGAUCACCGUGCAGCCAGAGACCCAGUCGGCCCUCAAGGGCACCAACGUGACAUUCGUCUGCUCAGCAGCCAGCUCCAGCGACUCACCUAUGACCUUUGCCUGGAAGAAAGACAAUGAGGUCCUGAAUGAUGCGGAGAUCCAUCACCAGGCUCACUUGCGGGUGCAGGGAGGUACGGGAGGUGCGGGAGGUGAGACAGUGGUGACGGAGUAUACAACCACGCUGCAGCUUCCCAACGUUGAGUUCUCCAGUGAAGGAAAAUACCAAUGCGUCAUCUCCAACCACUUUGGAUCUUCCUAUUCCACCAAGGCCAGACUCACUGUCAACAUGCUCCCUUCCUUCACCAAGAUGCCUAUGGACCUGAGUAUCCGAGCUGGAGCGACAGCUAGGCUGGAAUGUGCUGCAGUGGGUCACCCUUCCCCUCAAAUCGCUUGGCAGAAAGACGGAGGCACAGACUUCCCCGCUGCCCGUGAACGGCGCAUGCACGUCAUGCCGGAGGACGACGUGUUUUUCAUAGUGGACGUCAAGACUGAGGACAUAGGCGUUUACAGCUGCACGGCUCAGAACACAGCUGGAGCCAUUUCUGCGAAUGCCACGCUAACAGUUCUUGAAACACCCUCCUUCCUACGGCCCCUCAUGGAUCGCACCGUAGCCAAGGGUGAAACCGCUGUUCUCCAGUGCAUCGCUGGGGGCAGCCCUCCCCCAAGGUUGAACUGGACCAAAGAUGAUAGCCCAUUGGUGGUGACCGAGCGCCACUUCUUCGCGGCUGCCAACCAGCUCCUCAUCAUCGUGGACGCUGCUGAGGCCGAUGCGGGGAAGUACACCUGUGAGAUGUCCAAUGCCCUGGGCACUGAGAGGGGCAAUAUUCGGUUAGCGGUCAUACCGAACCCCAACUGUGACUCCGGCGUACAGGGUGGAGUGGGGGUCGGCGUCGUUGGUGGAGCGGGAUCGGAUGAUGAUGGGUGGACCACAGUGGGCAUCGUCAUUAUAGCGGUGGUGUGCUGUGUUGUGGGCACAUCGCUAGUUUGGGUGGUGAUCAUCUACCAUACCCGUAGACGCAAUGAAGACUGCAGUGUUACCAACACAGAUGAGACCAACCUGCCUGCCGAUAUACCCAGCUACCUGUCCUCCCAGGGCACGCUAGCUGAUCGACAGGACGGCUACAUCCCGUCUGAGAGCGGCAGCAGCCAUCAGUACAUGGCAUCAUCAAUUAGCGGCUUCUACCUGCAGCCUAAAGACAUAAAUGGUCUUUGUCAGCUGGAUACAGGAAGUGAAGCAGACAUGGAGGCAGCCAUCGAUCCUCUGCUGUGCCACUAUCAAGGGCCAAUUGGAUCACUGCUUCGUCGAGACAACAUGUAUUCCACCGACCCAUCAGAGGUGUUCACAGGUUGUUCCAUUGAACAAAGACCUGUCUGCAUUGACUCGUACAGUGGCAGCCUGACCAACCCUAAAAGGAGGGACUAUAUCCUCACAGAGCCCUUUGACCUCUGCUCUUCCACUGUCCUGAUGCAGCUUCACAAUGCCAAUCUCCAUCAUGGCCCCUCCCACCAGCAGAGUGACCGCCGCCCAUCCAUGGAGGAGGGAGAUGCGAACGACUACGGUCGUCCUCACGAGUGUCUGUCCCCUUGCAACACUUUCAUGGGAACAUUUGGAAAAGCUCCCUGGAGGCCUCAGCAGGACCUGUACCCAGGAUUCAUCCCACCGUCAGUGACGCAUAACGGAAUUACUCUGCAUGAGAACCCUUACGUCGCCCCGGACGCCGAUUCAGACCAUGAAGAGAACAGUUUCAUUAAGGGUUCAGCAUUGGAGCAGAGAAACAGCAUUUACGAACAGCCAUUUGACAGCAGCAGGACUGAUGGCAUCUCACAAGGCAGAACGAGCACUUAGCUGAGUGACUGAGCUCCUGUUUGCUCUUGUUUUUCAUGAAGAGGACUACCAAAAAAAUGGAAAAUUUCUACCUCACUGAAUGGACACUUUUGCAAUAAAGGACUCCUCAAAUGUGCAACGAGUGAAUGUAAAGGACAAUUUGAUGUUCCUACAGAAAAUUACAAGGAGCAUAUUAACAGCUGUUCUUUAGUGAUACAGCUUCAGUAAAAUAAUAUAGAUGACUAUCAACUUUUUUAUAUAUAAAUCUUAUUAUAUUUUGUAAAUUGUAUAUAAACAGAUUACAUUAUUUUUGCUUACCUUUCAUGUACGAGUAUUUUGCAGCCCUGCCAAUUCAGUUAUUCUAGCCUAAGGUUUUUAUUGCUUUCAAUGAAGCAAUGUUUUGCACAUAUGUAAACUAAAAUAAAAACACCUUAAUGUGUG